This is a messenger RNA of Eremothecium sinecaudum, 1590 nucleotides long. RefSeq names its product NADH-ubiquinone reductase (H(+)-translocating) NDI1 (gene NDI1). NCBI's taxonomy places the organism in Eukaryota, Fungi, Ascomycota, Saccharomycetes, Saccharomycetales, Saccharomycetaceae. The transcript has a single exon. Gene Ontology annotation, molecular function: NADH dehydrogenase activity. The record is from RefSeq and is a predicted model, not a curated record. Bases 1 to 1590 code for a protein of 529 amino acids.
AUGUUAGGAGUUGCAUAUAAAAGUACUGAACUGGUCGGGCGCCAAUGGUUUAAAACCGGGAUUUUGCAUGGUAGAGUAGCAACGUACGCUAGUUCAAGCAUUAAAGAUAAGAGCUCGGGGGCCGAGUUGGAUUCACCAAAAUCUUCAUCUGCAGCCGGAUCAUCUUCUUUUACGACUGUGAAGGUGAUUGAAAAUAAGGCUGACAAUAAGCCAAAUGUUGUGAUUCUUGGUUCCGGAUGGGGUGCCAUCUCGUUUUUGAAACACAUCGACGCUAGACGUUAUAAUGUAACUAUUGUAUCUCCAAGAAACUACUUUUUAUUUACUCCUCUGCUGCCUUCCACGCCUGUGGGAACGGUCGAUGAGAAGUCCAUUAUCGAACCUGUCGUAAGCUUUGCACUAAAAAAGAAGGGAAAUGUAUCAUAUUACGAGGCCGAGGCCACUUCUAUUAACCCAGAACGUAACACUGUCACAAUCAAGUCUGUUUCUACUGUUUCCCAGUUGGCACAACCAGACCGCCACUUGGGCCUCACCCAACAAGAUACUGCAGAGGUUAAGUACGACUACCUUGUUACCGCUGUUGGUGCUGAGCCAAACACUUUCGGAAUUCCAGGUGUUGAGGAGCAUGGUUACUUCUUAAAGGAGAUCCCUCAUUCUAUCCAAAUCCGUCGUAAGUUCUUGUCCAAUGUUGAAAAGGCUAACUUGUUGCCAAAGGGCGAUCCAGAAAGAAAGCGUUUGUUGACUGUUGUUGUCGUUGGUGGUGGUCCAACUGGUGUUGAGACUGCAGGUGAAUUCCAGGAUUACGUUGACCAAGACUUGAAGAGAUUCAUGCCUUCCAUUGCUAAGGAAGUUCAAAUUCACUUGGUUGAGGCUUUGCCAAACGUCUUGAACAUGUUUGAAAAGAAAUUGACUUCAUAUGCUCAAGAGGUUCUCGAAAGCACCAAUAUCAACUUGAUGUUGAAGACUGCUGUCGGUAAGGUUGAGGAGAAGUUCUUAAUCGCUAAGACUAAUGAAAACGGUACUGUUAGAGAGGAGAAGAUCCCAUAUGGUACUUUGAUCUGGGCUACUGGUAACAAGGCCAGACCAAUCGUCACUGACUUAAUCAAGAAAAUUCCAGCACAACAAGGUUCCACUCGUGGUCUAGCUGUUGAUGGUUACAUGAUGGUCAAGGGUACUAACAACAUCUUUGCAGUCGGUGACAAUGCAUUUGCUGGUUUGGCUCCUACCGCCCAAGUUGCACACCAAGAAGCUGAAUAUUUGACCAAGUUGUUCGAUAAAAUGGCUAAGAUCCCUGGCUUCUACGGUGAAUUGGCUGAAAGAAAGGAAAAGGUUGACCUGCUAUUCGAAGAGCAUGGAUUCAAGCCAUUCAAGUACGUCCACCUUGGUGCGCUAGCAUACCUUGGUGCUGAGAAGGCAAUUGCAGACAUUACCUACGGUAACCGCUCAUUCUAUACCGGCGGUGGUUUGAUUACUUUCUACAUCUGGAGAGUAACCUAUUUGAGCAUGUUGCUGUCUGCAAGGUCCAGAUUUAAGGUCAUUGGAGACUGGUUGAAAUUGACUUUCUUCAAGAGAGACUGUUUCAAGGAGCUCUAA